AUGUGUUAUUUGCACUUGGAAAUGAAGGAUAGACAACGUUGGAGAGCUGAAGAGGAUGCUUUACUACGUGCAUAUGUCAAGCAGUAUGGUCCAGGAGAAUGGAAUCUUGUGUCUCAGCGCAUGAACACACCUCUCAAUAGGGAUGCCAAAUCAUGCUUAGAAAGGUGGAAGAACUACCUCAAGCCUGGCAUUAAGAAAGGAUCUCUUACCGAAGAAGAGCAGCGUCUUGUCAUCAAUCUUCAAGCAACACACGGAAACAAGUGGAAGAAAAUAGCCGCACAAGUCCCUGGUCGCACUGCCAAGAGGUUAGGAAAGUGGUGGGAAGUGUUCAAAGAGAAGCAGCAAAGAGAAACAAAGGGGAAUAACUGCACCGUCGACCCAAUUAACCAUAGCAAGUACGAACAUAUACUCGAGAGUUUCGCUGAGAAACUGGUGAAAGAAAUCCCUUCACCAUCAUUUGUUAUGGCUACUUCUAACAGUUCUUUUCUGCACACUGACGCACCAGCGCCUGCACCAGCCUUGCUUCCAUCUUGGCUUUCAAAUUCCAAUGGCACUGCACCUGUGAGGCCACCCUCCCCUUCUGUGACUCUCAGUCUCUCUCCCUCGACGGUGGCAGCGCCUCCUCCAUGGAUGCAACCUGUGAGAGGACCAGACAAUGCUUCUCCUCUUGUUUUGGGGAAUGUGGCUCCUCAUGGGGCUGUUUUAGCAUUUGGUGAAAACAUGGUGAUGUCUGAGCUGGUGGAGUGCUGCAAAGAGUUGGAAGAAGUGCAUCAUGCUUUGGCUGCACACAAGAAGGAAGCAGCAUGGCGGUUAAGCAGGGUGGAGCUGCAGUUGGAGUCAGAGAAGGCUGGCAGAAGAAGGGAGAAGAUGGAGGAAGUUGAAGCCAAGAUCAAAGCUCUGAGGGAGGAGCAAACAGCUGCAUUGGAUAGAAUUGAAGCAGAAUACAGGGAGCAGUUGGCAGGGUUGAAAAGAGAUGCAGAGAGCAAGGAGCAGAAGUUGGCUGAACAAUGGGCUGCAAAACACAUGCGCCUCACCAAAUUUCUAGAACAGGUAGGAUGCAGAUCAAGGCUCUCUGAACCAAAUGGAAGAUGA
Sphenostylis stenocarpa is the source of this 1092-nucleotide messenger RNA. The record is from the annotation of a GenBank genome assembly. NCBI's taxonomy places the organism in Eukaryota, Viridiplantae, Streptophyta, Magnoliopsida, Fabales, Fabaceae.